AUGGUUUUGAAGUUUAUUGAGAAAAUGGUUAUCCUCUUCAUGAUUCUGGUUGGCACUCUGGGGAACAUGUCUAUUUCUGUGAAUUAUAUGUUCAGUUGGUGGGGAGGCCCUCAGAAGAAACCCAUACACCUUAUUCUCAUCCACUUGGCUUUUACAAAUAUCAUACUCCUUCUUGUAAAAGGAUUGCCAAAGACAAUAGCAGCUUUUGGUUUGAGAAACUUCCUGGAUGACAUAGGCUGUAAGGUCAUUGUUUACCUGGAGAGAGUGGCCUGUGGCCUCUCCCUCUGCACCAGCAGUCUUCUCACUGUGGUCCAGGCCAUUAUCAUCAGUCCCAGAGCAUCUGGGUGGAGCAGACUCAGGCCAAAGUCUGCAUGGCACAUCCUUCCAUUCUUCUCAUUCUUUUGGAUAUUCAAUGCUUUAAUAAGUAUGAACCUAAUCCAUUCCAUCAAAAGUAUAAGCCUGAAUACAUUACUUGUUAAGAAUAGAGAGAACUAUUGUUAUUUUAUCUUACCAAGUCAGAAAACAAAAUGUAUUUUUCUCCCUCUCAUGGUCCUGAGAGAUGCAGUGUGUCAGGGUGCCAUGGGAGGGGCCAGUGGCUACAUGGUAUUUCUUCUCCACAAGCAUCACCAGCAUGUCCUCUACCUUCAGAACUCCAAGCUUCUCUACAGUACACCCCCUGAGCUGAGAGCUGCUCAAAGUGUCCUCCUUCUGAUGCUCUGUUUUGCUUUCUUCUACUGGACAGAUUGUGUUUACAGUUUUCUUUCUAGUAAGACAGACCUAGAAACAUGA
This is a messenger RNA of Grammomys surdaster, 789 nucleotides long. RefSeq names its product vomeronasal type-1 receptor 4-like. Bases 1 to 789 code for a protein of 262 amino acids. The record is from RefSeq and is a predicted model, not a curated record. The transcript has 2 exons. Gene Ontology annotation, molecular function: pheromone receptor activity. Gene Ontology annotation, cellular component: membrane. Lineage: Eukaryota; Metazoa; Chordata; Mammalia; Rodentia; Muridae. Gene Ontology annotation, biological process: G protein-coupled receptor signaling pathway.